This is a messenger RNA of Cladophialophora bantiana CBS 173.52, 2064 nucleotides long. Its product is annotated as ATP-dependent RNA helicase ded1. Gene Ontology annotation, cellular component: nucleus. Bases 1 to 2064 code for a protein of 687 amino acids. The record is from RefSeq and is a predicted model, not a curated record. NCBI's taxonomy places the organism in Eukaryota, Fungi, Ascomycota, Eurotiomycetes, Chaetothyriales, Herpotrichiellaceae. The transcript has 4 exons. Gene Ontology annotation, molecular function: ATP binding; RNA binding; RNA helicase activity.
AUGGCUGAUUCUUUGAACAUGAACGGUCUCUCUCUAAACGAAUCCAAACACGCUCCAGGCAACCCGAUGCCCGCUCGUGCGUACAUCCCUCCUCAUCUUCGCGGCCAGAGUGCUCGUGGUCCUCCAGUGAUGGGCAUGGACGGAGCAGGUGCUGCACCUGCACCUGCAGCUGCGCCUGCGCCCAAUGCUGGAAACCAAGGGUUGAAUGGAAGUGCCUGGGCCACUAACACUCAAAGCAACGGCAGCUGGGCAGCGGCCCCUGAUUUCAAACCUGGCCCUGGCGCUCCUGGUCCCCAAGCCAACGGCUGGGGUGCUGGUCAUACUCCUCGUCCUUUCAACCCGAACGCAUACGGUGCUCCCGGUGGGGGCCAUGGCGGUAGUCAUGGGAGCGGAUACGGUGGGGGUUACGGUGGUAACACUGCUCGUGGUUCAGGAGACGGCCAAUGGAGAGACGGUCAACACAUUGCGGGACCGCCCAACCCAAAACUCGAGCGUGAACUGUUCGGCACUCCAAACGACCCGACAAAAGCUCACACUGGAAUCAACUUCGCCAACUAUGACGACAUCCCUGUUGAGGCUAGUGGCCACGAUGUCCCGGAACCUGUCAAUGCGUUCACAAACCCUCCUCUCGAUGACCACCUUCUAAGCAAUAUCAAACUUGCACGAUACACUACGCCGACGCCUGUACAGAAGUACUCUAUCCCGAUCGUCAUGGGAGGGCGAGACCUUAUGGCUUGUGCCCAGACUGGUUCUGGCAAGACUGGUGGUUUCUUGUUCCCCAUCCUGUCACAGGCCUUUCAGAAUGGUCCAUCUGCCACACCUGCAAGUGGAGGUGGUUUCCGUCAGCGCAAGGCUUUUCCAACAUCCUUGAUAUUGGCCCCGACACGUGAACUGGUCUCCCAAAUCUAUGAUGAAGCACGAAAAUUCUCCUACCGUUCAUGGGUUCGACCCUGUGUGGUUUACGGUGGUGCCGACAUUGGUACUCAACUUCGCUCUAUUGAACGAGGUUGUGACUUGCUCGUUGCUACCCCAGGGCGUCUCGUUGACCUCAUAGAGCGAGGCCGUAUCUCCCUGGCGAACAUCAAGUACUUAGUUCUUGACGAGGCCGAUCGUAUGCUCGACAUGGGUUUCGAACCGCAGAUUCGCCGUAUUGUCGAGGGUGAAGAUAUGCCUUCAGUCCAGAACCGCCAAACCCUCAUGUUCUCCGCUACUUUCCCACGCGACAUUCAGAUGUUGGCAAGGGACUUCCUCAAGGACUACGUCUUCUUGUCAGUCGGUCGAGUGGGUUCCACAUCCGAGAACAUCACCCAGAAGGUUGAAUACGUGGAAGAUCACGACAAGCGCUCUGUCUUGCUCGACAUCCUCCAUACCCACCGCAACGGUCUCACUCUCAUCUUCGUAGAGACCAAACGCAUGGCCGAUACCUUGUCCGACUUCUUGAUCAACCAGGGCUUUCCAGCUACUGCAAUCCACGGUGACCGCACUCAACGCGAGCGUGAGCGAGCUCUGGAGUUCUUUCGCAAUGGCAGAUGCCCAAUCAUGGUUGCUACAGCUGUUGCCGCACGAGGUCUCGAUAUUCCCAACGUCACUCAUGUCAUCAACUACGACCUGCCCACCGAUAUCGACGACUAUGUUCACCGAAUUGGUCGUACCGGUCGUGCUGGCAACACCGGUCUGUCGACCGCUUUCUUCAACCGCGGCAACCGUGGCAUUGUUCGUGAUCUCAUUGAGCUUCUCAAGGAAGCAAACCAGGAAGUUCCAAGCUUCUUGGAGAACAUCGCUCGUGAAAGUUCUGGUUUUGGAGGUGGUCGCGGCGGACGUGGUCGCGGUGGUGCUGGCCGUGGUGCUUCCGCCACUCGUGAUAUGCGUCGUGUGGGCGGCGGCAUGGGUGGUGGUCCUCCUUCCUACAGCGGCGGAUACGGCGGUGGCAGCUACGGCGGCAGUGGCGGCUAUGGCGGUGGGGCCUCUUAUGGCGGUGGGGCCUAUGGCGGAGGAUACGGUGGUGGCAGUGGCGGAGGAUAUGGCAAUCCGGGGGGUGCCACAGGGCCUUCAUCCUGGUGGUAA